UAACGACGAGUCGUAAGGUCUCUGAAAAGAAUACCACCAACCAACCAUCGUGUUUCCUCUCUCAAGCUUUGCAACACACUGCAGUUAGAUUCGUCGAACCCUAAAAUAUUUUCCUCUUCUUUUCUCGAACACAAAUUCUCCGUCGGUAUGGAUACAGAUGUAACCAUGGUCCCCGCCGGCGAGGCCAGCUCAAGCGCUGCCGGACCUUCAUCUUCAACCAAGAAGCCUAAGCAAUUCGAAAUUAAGAAGUGGAAUGCCGUCGCCCUUUGGGCCUGGGAUAUUGUUGUUGAUAACUGUGCAAUUUGUAGAAACCAUAUCAUGGAUCUAUGUAUUGAGUGCCAAGCAAAUCAAGCUAGUGCUACAAGCGAGGAGUGCACUGUUGCCUGGGGCGUGUGCAAUCAUGCUUUCCACUUUCACUGCAUCAGCCGGUGGCUUAAAACUCGUCAAGUGUGCCCUCUUGAUAAUAGUGAAUGGGAAUUCCAAAAGUAUGGCCAUUAGAUUCAAUAACAACAAGCAGGGCAUAUGGUUCAAAGUUUUAAAGUUUCACCUUGAUCAAUGCCCGGAAGUGAAGUACAGCCAGGAAAAAAAAGACAUUUGUGUCCAUUAACUUAAUAUUGUUAUAGUUCUUUAUCAUUCGCAUUUUGGAGGACCAACAAUCAUAUGUUUCUGAAAUGUUCUGGCAGUCUCUGUACCCAAGUUCCAUGGUCUAAUUUGCAGUUUCCGUAUACCUGCUAUUCGCUUUAAUGAUGCAAUGUUAUGAUCUUUCUAGUUUUGUGA
This is a messenger RNA of Mercurialis annua (annual mercury), 777 nucleotides long. Its product is annotated as RING-box protein 1a. Gene Ontology annotation, molecular function: ubiquitin protein ligase activity; zinc ion binding; cullin family protein binding. The transcript is spliced from 5 exons. Gene Ontology annotation, cellular component: nucleus; cullin-RING ubiquitin ligase complex. Gene Ontology annotation, biological process: ubiquitin-dependent protein catabolic process; protein ubiquitination. NCBI's taxonomy places the organism in Eukaryota, Viridiplantae, Streptophyta, Magnoliopsida, Malpighiales, Euphorbiaceae. The record is from RefSeq and is a predicted model, not a curated record. The coding region runs from base 148 to 498 and encodes 116 amino acids.